This is a messenger RNA of Clupea harengus (Atlantic herring), 4972 nucleotides long. It is a transcript of the gene lrch3, whose product is annotated as leucine-rich repeats and calponin homology (CH) domain containing 3. Lineage: Eukaryota; Metazoa; Chordata; Actinopteri; Clupeiformes; Clupeidae. Gene Ontology annotation, cellular component: cytoplasm. The record is from RefSeq and is a predicted model, not a curated record. Gene Ontology annotation, molecular function: protein binding.
GUUUUGCUGUCGUUGCCGUAUUGCCCUUCUUGCGCACGCUCUAUGCCCACAGUAGCCUCUCCCAUGUCUGUCCCUUCAUGCUGCCCAUAGAAGCUGCGCUUGCGUACAGCCAACCCGAACGCCUGUCGGACAGACAGAUUCAGUGGGAGUUAGCUGUGUAAUGGCGGCUUCGGUGUUGCUGUCUGCGGAGAACACCGUACCCACUUUUGCGGCCGGCAAUCCCGGAGCGGCAGGGGCCUCCGGUAAUGGAUUAGGGGCAGCUUGUCCCGCAUCUUGGAACCGUUCACUGGACCGGGCGUUAGACGAAGCAGCGGCUACUGGUUGCGUGAAUCUCAGUGGCAGGAAACUGAAGGAGUUCCCGAGGAGCGCCGCCAACCACGACCUCACAGACACUACUCGGGCCGAUCUGUCUCGGAAUAGGCUGCCUGAGUUACCUGUGGAGGUGUGUAUGUUUGUGUCUCUGGAGAAUCUGAACCUGUAUCAGAACUGCCUACGCUCUCUGCCUGACAGCCUGGUCAACCUGCAGGCCCUCACCUACCUAAACAUCAGUCGGAACCAGUUGUCCACGUUACCCGCUCCAGUGUGCAACCUGCCGCUGAAGGUCCUGAUCGCCUGCAACAACAAACUAGUGUCCCUGCCCGAGGAACUGGGCCAACUCCGACAUCUCACUGAACUGGAUGUGAGCUGCAAUGAGAUCCAGACUCUGCCUUCCCAAGUGGGGCAGCUGGAGGCACUGCGGGACCUCAACAUCCGCAGAAACCACCUGGCACGCCUGCCCUCAGAGCUGGCAGAGCUGCCUCUGGUCCGUUUGGAUUUCUCCUGUAACAAGGUGACGUCGAUCCCCGUCUGCUACCGCAACCUCCGACACUUGCAGAGCAUUGUGCUAGACAACAACCCCCUACAGAGCCCCCCUGCACAGAUCUGUAUAAAGGGGAUGAUCCACAUAUUUAAAUAUCUCAACAUGGAGGCUUGCAAGACUGCACCCGACCUUCCAGACUACGACAGGAGACCACUGGCAUUUGGGUCCUGUGUGGAGGAGCUGUAUCCUGGCCGGCCUUAUGGAGCACUGGACUCUGGCUUCAACAGCGUGGACAGUGGAGACAAGAGAUGGUCAGGCAACGAGCCUACGGAUGAGCUGUCGGACCUGCCUCUGAGAGUGGCCGAGAUCACCAAAGAGCAGAGACAACGGAGGGAGAGGGAGAGGGAGCGUGAGGAGAGCAAGCACAGCACAGUCGUGGCCAAUGGCACAUUGGAGUCCGAGAUCGAGCAGAUAGACUUCAUCGACAGCUGUACAGGUGAGGAGGAGGAGCAGGAGGGGCGGAGUCGGAUGUCAGAUGCUAUCAGCCUCAGCUCCCAGUUUAUGGCCUACAUAGAGCGGCGGAUCACCAGAGAGGGUUCUCCUGUGAAGUCCGGUUCCUCAAGAGACUCAAGGACAGACGACCCGAGGCGACACAGACAUGUUCCAGACGGAGCCAGUCCCACAUCCUCCACAGCACAGAGCCAGAGGCCCGGGGUCGGCGUGGAGCGCGUGCGGCGGGAGGCCCAGCUAGCGGCGCUGCGGUACGAGGAGGAGCGGCAGAGAACGCGCUCCGUCCAAAGAGAGGCAGUCAUGACCUACGUCAAGCACAAAGCCACCCAGAGCCCUACUAAGCUGAGCCCCACGGACGGCGAGACUGUGUACCCCUCCAGACGCUCCACCCACACGGAUGACUCCGCCCUCUUUAUGUCUCUGUCUGGGAUGUCCGUGGAUGGGUGUGUCUCUCAUGGCUCAGACACCGCCCCCUCCUGUCCACUGCAGCAAGGGGAAGACCGCUCAACUUUGUCACCCACAGCCCUCCAAUCACCCUCUUACCCUGGCCCCGCUGCUCUGCCCUCCUGCCGUGCCCCCCCCCCGAGGCCCGACAGCUUCCUGUAUCGCCUCAGCCAGAGAGAGGAGAAGAAGAGAGGUGACUCUACAACUCCUCGGUCAGAGCCUGAGGAAGCCACACCCACAGCGACCCAGGUGCUUGUGGGAGAGGAGGCAGAGCUUGUGGAGCAGCUGCGAAAGAACAUUGAGUGCCGGCUGAAAGUGUCCUUGCCCUGUGACCUGGGCGCCGCGCUGACGGACGGGGUGGUGCUGUGCCACCUGGCCAACCACGUGCGCCCCAGAUCUGUGCCCAGCAUCCACGUGCCCUCACCUGCUGUUCCCAAACUGACAAUGGCCAAAUGUCGACGGAAUGUGGAGAACUUCCUGGAGGCGUGUCGCAGAAUCGGGGUCCCUCAGUCCCAGCUGUGCCUCCCCCUCCACAUCCUGGAGGAACGAGGUCUUCCGCAGGUGGCUGGAACGGUGCGCGCACUGCUGGACCUGGCCCCCCCAAAACACACGGCCUCCACCCCCAGCACCCCCUCUGCUUCCCCUGCCACUGCCACCCUGGCCAUGUAGGCACACACCACACCCAACCCGACCUGACCACAACCCCACCUGACUGACCGUGCCCGGAUACACAUGGCCCGAACGAGAAACCACACACACACACACACCACUGAUACACUUUCUUUUGGCAUGUGAGCUGUCACCCCUCCACCCUCUAGCCAACAUCAUUCAUGAAUAUACAUUUAUAGACACACAACCACAUGCUUACACAUACAAACAAGUAUCACACCAGACCACCAACGUUCCCCCAUUUCUGGGGGGCUUCCAGUGGGGACAGAAGAGUGGGGAGCGGAACGUCGGAAUGGAGCAGCACUACCACUCCAAGGAUGGACGACUGACACACCGUCUCUAUCUGGCCAACAGGACACUACAAACACACACAGGAAGAGAUUUGUUUAUUUUUCUGACUUUUUUUGUUCCUCUAGUCUCUACCAAUGUGGAGUUGUUUUAUUUUGCACCAUAUUAAUAUAACUCUAUUAUUAUGACCAUAUGAAAUAUUAUUAUUAUUAUUACUAUUAUUAUUAUUUCAUUAGUUUAACACUUGGACUGUUUGUCAGAUCCCUGAUCACACAGGGUUGUCAGAGGGGUAGCCAUGGUAACCCUGAGAGGUGACUUGAGAGCAGGGCCAGAGAUAGCCCCCUUGCCCCGUAGGCACUAGAGCUCAUUGGCUAAUAAAUUAGCAGUUAGCUGAGGGGAAACCUUGACUUCUUCCUUGAUAAACCAUAAGAGAGCAUUGCUAUGUGUGAACACAGCCCUCCAAAUUAGUUGUACAUUUUAGGUUGGGCCACAAGGUGGCAGUGGUUUGCUGCAGCUGCAUGGAUGUUGCAGCCAAAGCUGGUGUCUGUACAUGCAUGCAAAUGUAAUGUGCCAGCAUGGCAUCAGCUAUUACGCUGGAUGUUCUGGACUGUAAAGUAUCUGUUAUACCUUUCAGUCCAGUCAAAACUCCUGGUAAUCCAGUAGCUGAUGGUGAAAUGUGAAAUGUGGUUGGACUAAAUGUUCCAAUGGUAGUUUCCACCUCAGUUACAGGUGCCCUGUAGAUAAAACCGCCUCUGUGCUUUGGGAUGAAUAAUUUAACGAGUGAAAUUCAGAGAGGGAAGCCUCUGAAAAACCUGUAACCUAUAGUGACAGCAAGGGGUGGCCAAAAAGCGGCUCAGUCUUUUACUGGCCCGGCCCAAAUCUGGCACCGGUUCAGAAGGUCCAGAUUCUGCUCCUGUCGGGCAAGGAUCUGAUGAGACAGAGCCACAGAAUCAGACACUACAUUUGAAAACUUUGACGGGUUUUUGUCUAACUUUAGCUGGGUUGCGUUCUCUAUUGCAGAAACAUGUCUGGCCUAAGGUUACUGAAUGAAAUGUAAAAAGCAAGUUGUGUGUCAAGGACAGGCAGCAGUGGAGGAUUUAACUGACAGGCAAUCCUCAAUAGAAUCUUUCUCUGGUGUGUAACAUGUAGCCAAGCAUGCGUAGGCCACAGUGGAGGGAAGGGUUGGGGACUUCAUAUUUAAAACAUAAACAACAACAAAAAAAAAUUGAAAAAAAGGAGAGAAAAAAGGUCCUGACUGACAUUUAAGGCAAUAUGACUGGUGACUGCUGUAGUCAAGAAUAUUUUCUUAGUCCUCCUGAACCAGGACCGUGUGUCUCGAGCGAGGUGCGUGGCUUGGCCUUCAGUCUUUCGUGUUGCUGUAGUCAGCGCUGCAUGGCUUGCCCUCCCUUUCUAAGCCUGGUGAUCACCAGGCUGCGUAUCCUUCCUAGAGCAGUUUGUCAUGUGUGUAGAGGGAUGCACCUACGCACAUUUUUAAUGCUGUACACAGGAUUCACUCAGUCAUGUUGAAGCCAGCUGAGUCUACAGCACAGGUGUGCACGCAACUACAUAUACAAUCGAACACUUGGACACUUAGAGCUACAAGGCAGCCAGUUGAGGUAGAGGACACUCUUCGCACACAGGCAGCGAGUGGGGCAUACACUGAGCAUACAGGGUCAGCGGAGGGGUUGUUUUUUUUUAAAAGGCCAUUUUGUAUUUUUAUAGGUUCCUACUCAACCCAGCAGUAGGAUUGAUAAGACAGGUCCCUGCGUAAAACUUUCACCACUUAAUUAUAAAAAGAUACAAAAUUAGAGUAAGGAUACAGUCAAAGUAUUUUUCUAUUUUAACUUGCUUUUUUAUAGACCUAUGAGUUAUGAAAAGGGAAGUUAAAAGCAGUCGAAUUAUAAUUAUUAUAUUAUUAUUGUUGGGGUUUUUUUGUAUAGAUAUUUUUAGUGUAAUUGUUUUUAUUUUAAUUUUAAAUCUUGACCUGGGUGUUCCCCAGCAGCAAUCAUGUGACCCUAGAGCAGGGCCCUCCCCUGCGUGACACUGUACAGUACAUGAAUACAUUCCAUACGUUUACAAGUAUGUACCACUUCCCACGUGCACCAGAGGACCGCUUUACUACAGCCUGGACAUGCCCUUUAUUUUUUAAGUUUUUACCUUUUUUUUUUUUUUUUUUGAGCAAGUGUCCCACAAAAUAUAUACUGUAUUGGAUUCUAAGUAAAUGGAAAAAAAUAUUAAAAGUAUUUUUUUUUUUUUUUUUUU